Messenger RNA from Parnassius apollo (apollo), 201 nucleotides. NCBI's taxonomy places the organism in Eukaryota, Metazoa, Arthropoda, Insecta, Lepidoptera, Papilionidae. The record is from the annotation of a GenBank genome assembly.
AUGAUGCACAAUCUUGAUAAUGAUGGGCCGUCACAAUAUGAAAAACCUAAAGAUGUGAACAAACAGAAGGCGGCAUCCUCUGCGGACAUGCACACGCUCGAGUCUCUGCUCGGCUGGGAAGCAAAUAACCCCGAGGACAAUAUUAGCUUAAAGAGGAUAAUAAAACUAGUCAAUGGUCAUCUACCAUUGGGUUGGAAAUAA